AUGGGUCCGCCCCUAGCUGUUACAGUCGAUACAGAUGAGGAGGAGGAGGAGGAUGACGACGGCACGUAUGAGGUUGAUGGAGGGACAUGCAAAGCAUCCGAAGAGAAGGGCUUCUUUAUGAGGUAUCUGCGUUCAUUGUUACUUGGUUAUCUUCGCUCUUUCAGUUCUGAUUCUCUGCUUCAACAGUUACUCUUGUUCAAUAUGUCUCUUAAAAGUGGCCUAAAAAAAGUGCAAGCAGUGCUCUUGCUAUUGGGGGAAUGUGACAUUCCUACUGCUGUGCCCACUAUUGAAGUUCCUUUCGACAACAUGGUUGAGGAUUUUCCAAAGCAAUGCACUAAGACAUCAGAUUCAAGGGGAAGUGCCAUGAUGGGUAAGGUCUCCGUACACACUACCGUCCCCAGACCUUACUUAGUGGGACAUUACUGGGUCGAUGUUGUUGUUGUUGAUUUUCCAAAGCAAGUUAAUCUUUCAAGAAGAUUUGCCUCCUUGGUUAGAUUCCGAGAGAAGCGAAAGGAGAGAUGUUUUGGCAAGAAAAUUAGAUAUAGUGUCAGGAAGGAGGUUGCUCAAAGGUUCCUGUCUGUGUCGAUGGUUUCUCAUGCUAAGAUUUUGCAUAUAUUGGAAGCCGUAGUAUUCAUCCAAACUGAAAAUGAAAAGGACAAUAAUUUUGAUCUGAACUGUCCUGUAAAGUGUCACCAUUGUGGCGUGAAUGAAAAUUGUACGCUAGCAAUGCGUCGUGGGCCAGAUGGACCAAGGACACUCCGUAAUGCAUGUGGACUAAAGUGGGCAAACAAGGGAACAUUGAGAGAUCUAAGCAAGGGAGCGAGGAAAAUAUCUGUUGAACCAAAAGAACUGGGAACUCCUGACAAUCCCAUGAAGGCCUUUGCUGAAGGAUCUCUUGAUCAGUGUGCUGAUGUAGAAAAGAAUCUAUUCGGCACUGGGAGCAAUCAUGCAAAUGAGAUACCUGUGGGUAUCACUAGUCCUUCUAGUAAUCUUGUUGAGCAGGAAACUCUAGUUGAUAUUGGAAAUGCUUCCAAAACUGAAAUUGACAUUCCUGCAAAUUUUGACUAUGACAUCUCCUUUUCCAGAGAGAUAUUACCAUUUCAAACUAACCCUGUUAAUUUGGAAUGGAUGCAAGUGUAAGUG
Nicotiana attenuata is the source of this 1143-nucleotide messenger RNA. RefSeq names its product GATA transcription factor 18-like. The transcript is spliced from 12 exons. The record is from RefSeq and is a predicted model, not a curated record. NCBI's taxonomy places the organism in Eukaryota, Viridiplantae, Streptophyta, Magnoliopsida, Solanales, Solanaceae. Gene Ontology annotation, biological process: regulation of DNA-templated transcription. Gene Ontology annotation, molecular function: protein binding; zinc ion binding; sequence-specific DNA binding. The coding region runs from base 1 to 1140 and encodes 379 amino acids.